AUGGUAGCCUCAUGGAUUCUCAAUUCCCUUGCUAAGGAAAUCUCUGACAGUGUGGAGUAUGUGAAUGACUCAGUCGAGUUAUGGAGGGAAUUAGAGGAUCGUUAUGACAAAACAAAUAGGGAAAAAUUGUACCAGAUUCAGAAAGAGAUUAAUGACCUUGCACAAGGAUCCUUAGACAUUACUACGUAUUAUACACGAAUGAAGAGAUUGUGGGAGGAACUGAACACCUUGAGUGCCAAAUCUCAGUGCAGCUGCAAUUGCACAUGUGGAGCAAAAAAAACUAUGCAUAAGGCAGAACAGGAUCGACAACUUAUUCAAUUUCUUAUAGGAUUGAAUGAGGUCUACACAAUAGUGCGAGGAAUCAUUCUUAUGAUGAAGCCUCUGCCUUCUAUGGCACAGGCUUUCUCUCUAUUGAUACAAGAAGAAAAACAAAAGGAAUUCAAAUCUGCUAGUCAACUCAGUUUAGACUUUACUUCACUCCAUGUAAAUGCAAGUCCACAGCGUCAAAAUCCAUUUGGAGCCAGGAACUUCAAGACACAUUACACAGCCAAAAACAAUAAUAAGGGUCAUCCAUUCAGUGACUAUUGCAAAAGACCAGGACAUACAAGGGAGAAGUGCUAUAAGUUACAUGGAUACCCUCAAGGGAGUUCAUACAAUAACCAAAACUUCAAUCGUGCCAAUGCUCAGCCCUAUAAUCAGGGGAUCAACCAGAACCACAAGUUCAAUAGAGGAAAAGGAUCUGUGGCAAAUGUACAUGGGACCCCAGCUGAUAUGAUUCAUGAGAAUGGAGAUGAGCAGGACCUGCAAGAUGAAAUCAGAAUGUCAACUUGA
Nicotiana attenuata is the source of this 831-nucleotide messenger RNA. RefSeq lists its product as uncharacterized. Bases 1 to 831 code for a protein of 276 amino acids. The record is from RefSeq and is a predicted model, not a curated record. The transcript has a single exon. Lineage: Eukaryota; Viridiplantae; Streptophyta; Magnoliopsida; Solanales; Solanaceae.